AUGACAGGCACAGAAGGAAUGGUCCAACCUGAUUUGAAUGCUGAAGGUGGUUCUGUUGGCAUCGUCGUCAAGGAUGAAUCGACACAGUCAGUUCCUCCUGAGAAUAAAGCCCUCACUCCAACUCCAAUUGAAGCAAGAGUCAGCAGAUCCAAUAAUAUUGUUCUAAUUCCUCCGCUGGGAGUGGUGGAUACUGAGCUAGCAUAUCAGCAAAGGCUUAAUCGUCCAUUCAAGGUGGUUCAAAGUCUUCCGUUGUCUGUUAAAGAACCAGAUUAUUCGCUGUUGGAUCACAAGUUAUCAAUCAAAGAUAGCGGAACUCUCUACAAUUCACUUCUAGUAUCUAGGCAUAAUUGGCUGCACAACUUUUUCCAUAUUUGUUGGUCCAGAAGGGAUCAGUAUGUUAGUAUAUCCAGUGAUAGAAAGCGAGACAAAAUGAGUAAACUAUGUGACGUUAAGCUGGAAUGUGGCCCACAUCUUCUUGAUGCUAAACUAUUCAUAUUGAAAGAUGAAGAAAUAGAGAAGAAGCAUCAAGAUGAAGUACAAAUGAAGCGUGAAGAAAGGCAGAAGAGGAAGGAAGAGCGUGAGCGCGAUAGAUUGGAACACGAAAGAGAAAGACAGCAGAGAGAGAAGCUACAAGAGAUCCAACCCGAGAGAGCAUUACAACUACAGAGAGAGCAGAUGGUGAGAAUGCAACAGCAAGCGGAUACUUGUCAUGGAGAUAAUUCAAAGACUGUGACUCCGGGCAGUGCUCCUAGGGUUUCGCUUUCAUCUACUUCUACUCUCACUCCUACUUCUGCUCUUACUUCUGUUCCUACUACCGCUACUGUUCCUGCUCCUACUAGUGCUCCUACUUCUGCUCCUACUUCUACUUCUGCCCCUAAUUCUACUUCUGCAUCAUCACUUGCUAAGCCUUCUGGUUCUUUUCCAAAGUCUGUUCCCGCCAAGACGAGCAACGAUAUUAUGGCAAACCCUGAAAACGCUAUAAUGAUCCAUAAUUUGAACAGUAUGGCGCGAAAAGACUCACAUUUGAGUACUUUGAUGCAAACAGUAGCAUCUGGGCAUGCUGGAAAGGAACAAAUUACGGAGUUUCAGGGGUUUAUAAGGAAGGCAAGAGAGAUGGGAGAUGUUGAUGGAUAUCUAAAGAAGUAUGAGGCAGAAAGGCUGAAUAAAUAUGGCAGCAAAAACUUGAAGGAAAAUAAGCAAAAGCUGAGAGAAGAGAAGCAAAGGAGGAAGAUGCAGGAAAAAGCUGAGAAAGAUCGAAUGAAGUUGCUGGAGAAAGAGCAUAGAGAGCGAUUGAAAGAGUUGAAGAGGCAGCAGAAGAUGGAAGAGAAAUUGAGAGAAAGGGAGUACAAAGAGAAAGAAAGAGAAGCAAGAGAAAGAGAUAAAAUGGAGAAGAAAGAAAGAAAAGAAAGGGAAAGGAUAGAAAAGCUGCAACGAAAGGAGGAAAGAGAAAGGGAGAGACUUCUGAAGCGGGAAAUGAGUGUGGAAAGGGAGAAAGAGAUGGAAACGUUGAAGCAGUUAGAGGAGGAAAGGGAGAGAAAGGAAGCACUUGAAGGUAAGCUUACUUCAUUUCAAAAAAGGUAUGCAGAGGGAGCUACAUUAGUGUUUGAGUUCUAUGAAAACACAUCUGCCAGAUUUUACAUUCCUCGUGAUGCCGUGAUGGAAAUUAUAAAUGAUGAGGAGGUGGAUCCCACUUCUGUUCAAGGUAUCACCAGGAAAAGGCCAUAUGUUGAUAUACUCAUGUCGGUUGUGCUGGUACACAAUCAGGUUGAGAUUGAUUUAUGGGAGGAAAAGAAGAGAUUGAAGGAGGAAGAGGUUGCUACCAAACAAAAGGAGAAAGAAGAAAAAGAGAAAGCUGAUGAAGCUGCAAAGGAUGAUGUCAAUAAAGUACAAUCCAAAAAACGGAGGCGAAAGACGAAGUGGGGACCUUCCAAGCGGAGAACUCGAAACUCUGUCAGGCAGGAACGUGAAAAGGAAAUACGAAAGGAAGCAGAAUUGACAUAUGCCUCUGAUGGUGAGGGAGAGGAAGGUUUAGAUGCAAAGCCUACUCCUGUUUUUUCAACAACUACUGUAACAUUGAAGGGAAUUCCUGCAAAGUUUGCUGAUUUAGUGAAGAAAAGUGGGGAUGUCCCAGAAGAAUCGGUGUCGAGAAUGAAAGAGAUUAUGGAAACUGGACAAAGAAUAGAUAAGCAGCAUGUGUGGUAUCAUUUGGAUGGUAUUAAGGAUGAAUUAUUGUCAGAGACUCUAAGAUUCAACUUGAAUAGGUUGGACUAUGUUAAUGGAGGAGGUAAAUUGAAGGGAAGAGCCAUGUUGAAGAAGAUUGUUGAAAGAACAGGUUCGGAGGCAGAGGUUAAAAUAAGAAGACAGAGACGAAAGUAA
Brettanomyces nanus is the source of this 2376-nucleotide messenger RNA. RefSeq lists its product as uncharacterized. The transcript has a single exon. The coding region runs from base 1 to 2376 and encodes 791 amino acids. Gene Ontology annotation, cellular component: Swr1 complex. The record is from RefSeq and is a predicted model, not a curated record. Gene Ontology annotation, biological process: chromatin remodeling. Gene Ontology annotation, molecular function: ATP-dependent H2AZ histone chaperone activity. Lineage: Eukaryota; Fungi; Ascomycota; Pichiomycetes; Pichiales; Pichiaceae.